UAAAACAUUUGAGCAAAGUAAAUAAAUAUGCUUGUGUCAACUACUAUGGCGACAACAACAAACCUUGGCCAUCCCUGACUGUUAAGUCCAUCCUACAGAAUACAGAUAGUGUAAGGUUAUCAAGGUCUCUGUUAUCUGUACUGUGUGUACCAUUCCCUAACCACUUCUUGACCUGGCUACACGCGUCGAAACUCUUGAAAUGUAUCUGAUAUUACUAUUCGUCUUGGGUCUGGCUGCGUCCAGCUAUCAGCACCACCACCGCGACCACACCCAACACCGAGUUGAAUACCUUGCGAACAUCUUCGAAGAAUUGGCCAAUGACGUCAUAGCACUCGACAGGCAGAGCAUCCAACUCUGCGAGGCGCACUCGAUCGGUUCCAUCAAAGAACUCUUCGAAGAAAAAAGGUUCAGCCUCAAAAUAUCCCUCCAAGGGUUUAAUGACAGUGACGUCACCGUCCAAGUCAGACAUAGAGUGAUGUAUGUCAACGCGGUGAAUAAGGAUCCUGUGAAACAUUUCUCAGCAAUCAAAGAGCUGCCAGCAUUUGUCAACGUUGCUGAAGGAAAGUUCGAUCUUCAAGAUGGAGUUUUAGAAGUGGUGUUCCCCACUAGGAACGUUUUGAAUAACUCUUGCGAUCCUCACUUGAAUGUUGAUGUUGUAACAUUGACCAAGUUUGAACAGUUUUCUGGUCAGACAGGACCAAGGUAGAGAGUGAGGACUAACUUUCUAAAACACCGUCACGUUUCUUAUAAUAUUCUGUGUGAAUAAAGCUUUUUCAACUGUAUAAUGUGUAAUAAGAACUGUUGCUUUAAGUACGUUAUUUUGUGGUUUACUAUAAAUAAACAAGAGGUUAAUAAUAAAUCAAUGCUUGGAAGGAAAACAGAAAACAUAAAUACAAAUAUACCUAAGUAUGUAAAUAUUUACUCACUUUUAUAGGUAGAUUUGGUGGUUUGUAUUUAUUUAGUCUUUGUUGUACAACUACUCAUUUGACGUAACUCAAUGCUUCUUUAAACAGUUUUAUUUUUUGUAACCAUAAUUUGGUUUAGAGGUUUUUCCUGGCCUUGAACUC
Molecule: messenger RNA, 1067 nt
Organism: Ostrinia furnacalis (Asian corn borer)
Lineage: Eukaryota; Metazoa; Arthropoda; Insecta; Lepidoptera; Crambidae
Exons: 1
Coding region: 200-706 (168 amino acids)
Source: RefSeq, a predicted model, not a curated record